Molecule: messenger RNA, 1920 nt
Organism: Neurospora crassa OR74A
Lineage: Eukaryota; Fungi; Ascomycota; Sordariomycetes; Sordariales; Sordariaceae
Exons: 3
Coding region: 412-1665 (417 amino acids)
Source: RefSeq, a predicted model, not a curated record
AAUUAGUUCUCGGGAAUCUGAGGGCAGGGGCGACGAGUACAAGAUGCCGAUAUACCUUGAACCUGAGGGCUCAGGAAUAGCUGCAAGAGCGAUGACGAUGGUGAAGAAUGGUUGCCGACCAGGUUGUCGAGCAGGUGGAAACCUGGGCAAACGGGCACCGCUCAGCUUCCAAGUUGAAUCUCAGUUGUUUUAGUAGUAUCCCUCACGGGCCGAGGCCAAUCGAGCCCAUUCCAUCUAUACGUUGAACGCAUUUAGCCUUAUCUUGUUUGGAUGAAGGCAACCCUGGCAGCUUUGCGCUUCACUGACGCCGGCUUACCUAUGCCUUCUCAAGAUCCAUCAUCGACUUCUGCUCAGUAGCUUCAAGCUUUUCUUUUCCAGUGUUCACGAUCGAAUAGCUCAAAUCGUUGCGACAUGGGUGGCUCGAUGUUCUCCUCGGGUAACGAUCCUCUACACACUCCACGCAUGCCGCCCCAUAUCUACCAUCAUGUCAAAGCCGCAUGCCACGCUACCCUACGCACUAUGUUUGUGUGCGUCGCCGGACCCGUCGAGGGCCCCGAGAAAGAGGACUAUGGAGACCUCGACAUCCUCGUGGCCAUGGAGACCCGCCUCGUCUUUCCAACAUCUCCCCGGCGUUGUAUUCCCAGAGGGGUGGAGGAGCUUGCGGCCGACAUCAAGGCAGCCUUGAACGCGGAGCGCUCCAUAGUCAACCCAUGUAAUAAUUCGAUACACCUUGCUAUCCCCUGGCCCAAAGACGAACCCCAGCUUGGAGAGGACAGGCAACGACACAUCCAGGUCGAUAUCUGCAUCUGUAAGAACAUGGACCAGAUGUUUUGGGCACUCUUCAAAAGCGCACAUGGCGAUGCGUGGACUCUUUUAGGGUCCAUGAUCCGGCCUUUUGGUCUGACUGCUGACGAUGAAGGCCUUUGGCUUCGGAUUCCCGAGAUUGAGAAGCUCGACCGAAAAAAGUCCAGGGUGCUACUAACUACCGAUCCCGUUGAAGUACUGCAUUUUCUCGGAAUGCAGGUGGAAGGAUAUUGGUCCGAGCCGUUUCCCACGGUUGACGCAAUGUUCAACUACAUUGCCACCUGCCGCUUUUUCACCGUCAACGAAUCCUCAUCCGGUCCUCCUCAGGAUAACAGCAGCACAAAAAGGAACUUGAAGACCCGCCCCAUCUUCCGGAAGUGGUUCUACGACUUUCUUCCUCGCCUUCGAGCUGAUGACCGGUUUGAACAACAAUGCCAAAGUGUGUCUGGUAUCAAUGACCUCCGGGUCCACGUUCGAGAUGAAGCCUUCCGGGCCUUCAACGUUGAGCCCAUUUACUGGGCCCAGUUAAAGGACUGGCGACUGAAAAAAGAGCCCGAGGCAGUAAAGAACCUGAUCAAAUCGGCAAUUCCAAACGACCUCGACCCCCAAUAUAGAGGCAGCCUGUUGAGUGCUAUCAAGAAGAUUAUCAUGGAGGAUAACAGAGAACUUGGCUGGCUGAGACCCAUUUCACUCCGCGACGACGAAGGCUUUUACGACAAGGAUAUGACGCGGGCCUUUGUGGAGGAAAACUGGGAGGCCAUAGGCAAAGUUGCUUUCAAGAAAUACAGCGAUGCGUAUUAUGCAGGGCUGCAAUCGAAAAAGCUCAAGAAUGCCCACGGGACUGCAAUCCAAUCGCAAUAAUACCGGCGCGAUCUUGGCAUUGAGGGGUAGGAGAAAAAGGCAGUGUUCAGGCGUCCGCUGCCCAGCGGUGACCACGUUCUCCAAAAGUCGUCUCAGUUGUCUUGACCUCUAUAAGGGGGACGCUGGUUGCAGGCUUGGCCUAGCACAGCAACUAUUGUUCUUCUCGGCGCCACUGCUUACUCGCGUCCGCGCAGCAUCGCGUUCCUUACCAUUGCUAUGUAUACAAUGUGCCAAUGUAUUAGAUUUAUGCUGGUU